Messenger RNA from Danio aesculapii, 2422 nucleotides. RefSeq names its product neutral cholesterol ester hydrolase 1b, tandem duplicate 1 (gene nceh1b.1). Bases 110 to 1339 code for a protein of 409 amino acids. Gene Ontology annotation, cellular component: membrane. The transcript is spliced from 5 exons. The record is from RefSeq and is a predicted model, not a curated record. NCBI's taxonomy places the organism in Eukaryota, Metazoa, Chordata, Actinopteri, Cypriniformes, Danionidae. Gene Ontology annotation, molecular function: carboxylic ester hydrolase activity.
CAACCUUCAUCUAUUUUGUGAAAGCAGGUGAAGUGUCAUAUACACCCACUAUAUGAGCAUUGUCAUUUGUGCCAAAGUUCAUUUUAAUGCUCUUUUAGCAUAAUCAAUAAUGCGUCCCAUAUUAAUCGCGACGAUUUUACUGUCAAUUGCAGCGGCUUAUUAUAUUUAUAUACCUCUUCCUAGUACUUUAACAGAGCCAUGGAAACUCAUGUACACAGAUGCAAUGAUACGAUCGUCUAUGCAGUUGAGUUUUUUGGCACACGACUUCGGGCUGACUUCCCCUUUCGGCUUUUUAAAAUAUUUCUCGUCUCUCAUGGACGUAAAAAGUAACCUGUCCAGUUCAAGCGUCCGGAUCACAGAAGCUUCUUUUGGGGGAGUGGAAGCGCUGGUGUUUGAGUCCACUGCAGGACAGGAGAAGACUCUGAAAAGAGGCGUGGUUUAUUUACAUGGAGGAGGAUGGACAGUCGGAAGUGCAAAAAUGGAGGCGUAUUAUCUUCAGUGCAUGGAGAUGGCUAAACAGCUAGACGCAGUCGUGCUGUCUGUUGAGUACAGACUGGCCCCGGAUGGACGUUUCCCAGAUCAGUAUAAUGAUGUUUUUCAGGCCUCAAAACACAUCCUGACAACCGAGGUGUUGAGUCGCUACUCUAUAGACCCUAAACGAGUGGCAGUGUCAGGUGACAGCGCUGGUGGAAACCUUGCCGCUGCUGUGGCGCAACAGAUAUCUGUGGACAGUAGCGUCCCUAUUAAAUUCAAACUUCAGGCCCUGAUUUACCCUGUGCUUCAGGGUCUAGACUUCAACACACCGUCAUACCAGCAGAAUGCCUUCACACCCAUCCUAUAUAGACCCCUCGUGGCCCGUUUUUGGCUGGAGUACCUAAAUGGUAAACAGAUUCUUCUUUCCGCUAUGCUAGCAAACAUCCAAUCAGCUCAGGAUCAAGGCCCGAAGAUAGAAGCUGCCAGGGCUAAGAUUGACUGGACGCGGCUUCUUCCGGUGGCCUUUCAGAAGAGCUAUAAACCCGUGUUUCCUCUUUACGGAGACCCGAAGCUGCUGGAGAAGCUGCCAGGCCUGCUGGAUGUGAGAGCGGCUCCUUUGCUGGCCGAAAGUGAAGUGCUAAAAGCCGUUCCUCCUGCUUAUAUCAUGACCUGCGAACACGAUGUGCUGAGAGACGAUGGGCUGAUGUAUGCCACACGACUGCAGCAGGCCGGAGUUCACGUCACCCUCGACCACUAUGAAGAUGGCUUUCAUGGCUGCCUCAGUUUUGCUUUCGGACCCUUAAGUUUUGAGGUCGGAAGGCGAAGCUUUGGGAACUACAUUCAGUGGCUGAAGGACAACCUCUGAAUGUGAUUCAGAGUAAAUGUCUUUGUGAAUUCAGUUGAUGUAAAAAUUAUUAGCCCAUAUUUUUCAGAUAUUUCCAAAAUGAUGUUAAACAGAGCAAGGAAUAUUUCACAGUAUUUUCCGAUAAUAUUUUUUCUUCUGGAGAAAGUGUUUUUUGUUUUAUUUUGGCUAGAAUGAAACCAUUUUAAGGUCCAUAUUAUUAGCCUCCUUAAGCAAUAUUUUUUUGAUUGUCUACAGAACAAACCAUCAUUAUUGGCUUGCAUAAUUACUCUAACUAGCCUAAUUAACCUAGUUAAGCCUUUAAAUGUCACUUUAAGCUAAAUAUUAGUAUCUUGAAAAAUGCGUAGUAAAAUAUUAUGUACUGUCAUCAUGGCAAAGUCAGAUAUCAAAAAUCAGAUAUUAAAAAGGACUUAGUAAAACUAUUAUGUUUAGAAUUGUUGAUAAAAAAAAAAUCUUUACUGUACACAGAAAUGGGGGGGGGGAAUACAGGGGGGCUAAUAAUUCUGAUUUCAACUGUAUUUGUAAAAUAUAUUUUGAUUUUAAUUUAGAUUUAUAGGUGAAAAAAAUGAAAUGCUGGUGUAUUGAUGAAUGACGUGUUUUGUACAUAUUUUAAACAAUCUGUGCAAAGCUAAUGAUUUUACAAACAUGUACAAAAUUUUGUACAUCUUGAAUAUAUUUUGAUAUAUAAUAGAUUUACGAACAUAUAAAUUACAUUCUAUUUUUGUUUGGCAGCUAUCAUUAAUGUAAAUGUAAAGACUAAUGUUAAAUACUAAAUUAAGACUGUUAAAUUAAAGUAAAAAUCGAAAUUCUCAAAUCAAACACAGUUGAAACUAGUUCAUUUGCAUAUUAAAAAAGUGGGUUAUUAUUAAUUUUGACAUACAAAACAUGAUACUGAGUAAAGUAAAAACUUUUACAGCUUUACUAUUUACCUCUACAGUUUUUUUUUGGUGAAUGACAAUAUUAUAACAAGAAUAACAAAGAAUAACAGAAAAACAAAUGUGAUUAUUCUACAAAAACUCUUCUACUGUCCAUUGAAAACACUGGAAUUGUGUUGUCUGAAAACAAAUAUAAACCCCUGAAAACCUU